Rattus norvegicus (Norway rat) is the source of this 12290-nucleotide messenger RNA. It is a transcript of the gene Bptf, whose product is annotated as bromodomain PHD finger transcription factor. NCBI's taxonomy places the organism in Eukaryota, Metazoa, Chordata, Mammalia, Rodentia, Muridae. Gene Ontology annotation, cellular component: ATPase complex; cytosol; nucleoplasm. Gene Ontology annotation, molecular function: sequence-specific DNA binding; ATP-dependent activity, acting on DNA. Gene Ontology annotation, biological process: regulation of DNA-templated transcription; chromatin remodeling; negative regulation of DNA-templated transcription. The record is from RefSeq and is marked validated.
AGUCACCGAGCGAGAGGGAAGAAACAAGAUGGCGGCUGCAGGCGAUCCGGAGCGGGGCCCCGGCAAUUCGGACUGAGCCUUCUCUCUCCACCCCGCCGCUGCCGGGCCGCGCCCCUCCCGCCCGGGCCCCGGCGCCCUCCCCUCCCCCUCGGCCCCGGCGCCCCCCGGCGCCCCUCCCCCACCCCUUCCGCUCCCCCCCCCUCAAGCCGCGGCUCCGACAUGAGGGGCCGGCGGGGCAGGCCGCCCAAGCAGCCCGCGGCUCCUGCUGCGGAGCGCUGCGCCCCGGCCCCGCCGCCGCCGCCGCCGCCACCACCGCCACCACCACCGCCGCCGCCGCCGCCGCCCGCCUCCGGACCCAUCGGGGGGCUGCGCUCGCGGCACCGCGGCAGCAGUCGGGGCAGGUGGGCCGCCGCCCAGGCUGAGGUGGCGCCCAAGACCCGGCUGAGCUCGCCCAGGGGGGGCGGCCGCAGGAAGCAGCCACCGCCGCCGCCGGCCUCCGCCAGCAGCGCCAGCGGCCCGGGCCGGGGGGGCCGAGGAGGCGGGGGCGGCAGGACGGGGGGCGGGGGCGGCCACCUGGCCCGGACCACCUCGGCCCGCCGUGCCGUCAACAAAGUGGUGUACGAUGACCACGAGAGCGAGGACGACGAUGAGGAGGAGGACAUGGUCUCGGAGGAGGACGAAGAGGAGGAGGAGGAUGGCGACGCCGAGGAGACCCAGGAUUCCGAGGACGACGAGGAAGAUGACAUGGAAGAAGACGACGAUGACUCCGAUUAUCCGGAGGAGAUGGAAGACGACGACGACGACGCUAGUUACUGCACGGAGAGCAGCUUCAGGAGCCAUAGUACAUACAGCAGCACUCCAGGUAGGCGAAAACCAAGAGUACAUCGGCCUCGCUCUCCAAUAUUAGAAGAAAAGGACAUCCCACCCCUUGAAUUUCCGAAGUCCUCUGAGGAUUUAAUGGUGCCUAAUGAGCAUAUAAUGAAUGUCAUUGCCAUUUAUGAGGUUGUGCGGAACUUUGGCAACGUUUUAAGGUUGUCCCCUUUUUGCUUUGAGGACUUCUGUGCAGCUCUCGUGAGCCAAGAGCAGUGCACACUCAUGGCGGAGAUGCAUGUGGCGCUUCUGAAAGCAGUUCUUCGUGAAGAGGACACGUCUAACACCACCUUCGGCCCUGCGGAUCUGAAAGACAGUGUGAAUUCUACCCUGUAUUUCAUCGACGGGAUGACAUGGCCGGAGGUCCUGAGGGUCUACUGUGAGAGUGAUAAGGAGUAUCACCAUGUCCUUCCUUACCAGGAGGCAGAGGACUAUCCGUAUGGACCAGUGGAGAGCAAAAUCAAAGUCCUGCAGUUCCUAGUCGAUCAGUUCCUUACGACUAAUAUCGCUCGUGAGGAGCUGAUGUCUGAAGGGGUAAUCCAGUAUGACGACCAUUGUAGGGUCUGUCACAAACUGGGAGAUUUGCUCUGCUGUGAGACGUGCUCAGCUGUGUACCAUUUAGAAUGCGUGAAGCCACCUCUUGAAGAGGUGCCAGAGGACGAGUGGCAGUGUGAAGUCUGUGUAGCACACAAGGUGCCUGGUGUGACUGACUGUGUUGCUGAAGUCCAAAAGAAUAAACCAUAUGUUCGACAUGAACCUAUUGGGUAUGACAGAAGCCGUAGGAAAUACUGGUUUUUAAACCGAAGACUUAUAAUAGAAGAAGACACAGAAAAUGAAAAUGAAAAGAAAGUUUGGUACUACAGCACAAAGGUCCAGCUUGCAGAAUUAAUAGACUGUCUAGACAAAGAUUACUGGGAAGCAGAGCUGUGCAGAGUUCUAGAAGACAUUCGGGAGGAGAUGCAGCAGCACAUGGACGUAACUGAAGACCUGACCAACAAGGCUCGUGGAAGCAACAAGUCCUUCCUAGCGGCAGCUAACGAGGAAAUUUUGGACUCCUUAAGAAUCAAAAGAGGGGAAGAUAUUGACUGUGAUCAGAACCCAGAAGAUACAGAAAAAGACAAGAAUGAGGGUGAGAACGACAGCUCCAAAGGUGCUGAGAAGAGCAGGGAGGAGUCGGAGGACCAGUCCCCAGACAAGGACGCUGACGGCAAAGUCCUGGAGGAAGAGCCCGGGCAAGGAAAACCUGAGGAGCCAACAGAAGUUGGGGAUAAAGGUAACUCUGUACCAGCAAAUCUUGGUGACAACACAAGAAAUGCUUCUUCAGAGGAGACUCCCUGUGAGGGGAGGAGCCCCGAGGGCUGGCUCUCAGAAACCCAUGAUAGCAGCACGGCAGAGAAGAAGGUGGCAUCUGAGCUCCCCCCGGAUGUACCAGAAGACUCUCACAAGACAUGUGACAGCAGUAACACUAGUGCCACCACUGCCUCCAGCCAGCCUAAUCUGGAGAACUGCAGCAGCAGCAGCAGCAGCAGCGAGCUCACUUCCUCCCAGAGUGACUCUGCUAAGGCAGCGGAUGAUCCUGACAUUGGAGAAAGGGACUCCCAUACACCUGUCUCUGUUCAAGAAGAGAUAGGUGAUUUCAGAUUGGACAAGUCCAAUGGAGAAGUUUCUGAGUCCCCUGGAACUGGGAAAGGAACGUCCGGGUCCACUCGCAUCAUCACCAGACUGAGGAACCCGGAGAGCAAACUCAGUCAGCUGAAGAGUCAGCAGGUGGCAGCUGCGGCCCAUGAAGCAAAUAAAUUGUUUAAGGAGGGCAAAGAGGUGCUGGUGGUUAACUCCCAAGGAGAGGUGUCACGGCUGAGCACCAAAAAGGAGGUGGUCAUGAAAGGGAACAUCAACAAUUAUUUUAAGCUGGGUCAGGAAGGGAAGUACCGCGUCUACCACAAUCAGUACUCUACCAAUUCAUUUGCUCUCAACAAGCACCAGCACAGGGAAGACCAUGACAAGAGGAGGCACCUUGCACAUAAAUUCUGUCUCACUCCAGCGGGGGAGUUCAAAUGGAAUGGGUCUGUUCACGGGUCCAAAGUCCUCACCAUCUCCACACUGAGACUCACCAUCACGCAGCUGGAGAGCAACAUCCCUUCAUCCUUUCUUCACCCCAAUUGGGCUUCCCACAGGGCUAAUUGGAUCAAGGCCGUUCAGAUGUGUAGUAAACCCAGAGAGUUUGCAUUGGCUCUCGCAAUUUUGGAAUGUGCAGUUAAGCCGGUUGUGAUGCUGCCGAUAUGGCGGGAGUCUUUAGGACACACCAGGUUACAUAGGAUGACAUCAAUUGAAAGGGAAGAAAAGGAGAAAGUUAAAAAAAAGGAGAAGAAGCAGGAGGAGGAGGAGACGAUGCAGCAGGCCACGUGGGUAAAAUACACGUUUCCAGUGAGACACCAGGUGUGGAAACAGAAAGGCGAGGAGUACAGGGUGACAGGGUACGGCGGCUGGAGCUGGAUUAGCAAGACACACGUUUACAGGUUCCUUCCCAAGUUACCAGGCAACACGAAUGUAAACUACAGGAAGCCCUUGGAAGGAGUCAAAAAUAAUAUGGAUGAAAAUAAGGAUGAGUCAGAUAAAAGAAAAAGUCCACGAAGUCCAAAAAAAAUGAAGACAGAAUGUGACUCUGAGAAAGGUGAGGCGAGAGACGCAGACUCCACAGCUGGGGCCACGGCAGGCACAAUGGAGCUGUCUAAGUUGCCUGAGAAGGAGGAGCACGAUGUAAAAGAACUUUUAGAUCCUGAUAAUGACAAACCCUUCAAGGAAGAACCAAUGGAGAUCGAUGACAGUGUGAAAACAGAGUCACAUAUGAACAGUGAGGAGAGUGCACAGGUAGAUGUGGUCAAUGUCAGUGAGGGCUUCCACCUAAGGACUAGUUACAAAAAGAAAACGAAGUCCUCUAAGCUGGACGGGCUUCUGGAACGGAGGAUUAGACAAUUUACACUGGAAGAGAAACAGCGCCUUGAGAAGCUAAAGCUGGAGAGUGGGGUGAAAGGGGCAGGCAAGCCCCCCACAGGUGCUGUAAAAAGCUCCUCUGAGCCUCCGGUAUCCACAAAAGCAGACGAAGGGCACCAGGGUGACUUGCUUAGACAGGAGCAGAGGUCCACUCCCAGUCAGGCUGGCACUGCGGACUUGGGGCUGGGGGCCUCACAGAGUGAUCCCUUGGUUCUUGGCAUCAGUCCUCCUAGUCUCAGCACGGGCAAACCUGAUCCAAAAGGUCAAGUAUUAGAUGAUGUCUCCAUUCAGAGUCCGGGGCCAGCCUGUCAGGGGCAGAACUCUGUUGAAAGCGACCUAGAUGCCAGGAUCUCUGAAGCUACCAGUAAGGGACUGGAACUAAGUCAGACAAAAACAAAAGUGACUGACUCUUUGACUGAUGACUCUAAACCAACCAGUGCAGAUGAGGGUAGCACUCUGAUCUGUAAGAGCAAGAAGCCGCUCCCACAGGACGAUUGUAGCACUGCUGUGUCAUCUUCUUCCAAGAGUACUUUACCUGCACCAGUCCCUAAAAGUCCCCGUGACAGAGAUGCCCGGGCUUUCCCGAAAGCAAUGGACUUGGAUGGGAGACUAGGUGGUGACUCUGAAUAUAAUAGCACUUUGGAAAAUAACUCUGGUACUAUGUAUAUGCGGGACAGCAGUGAAGAAGAUAUGGUUGUUCAGAAUAGCAAUGACACCACCUCUAAACGGUUCAUAACUCCAGACCAAGGCAUGGAAAGUACGGAGCCGACAAAAUGUCAGUUAGUUUCUAAGUCCACUGAAAAUUGUGACAACAGACUACAGGGUAAGGUAACUGAAGCAAAUGGUAAGAAACUGGGCCAGCAUCAAAAGCCAGAGGAGAGAGCAGUUAACAGAUGUGCCGACCAAGUUAGCCUAAGACACAGCGCUGACAGAAAGAACAGUGAAGCCCGAGAGUCUGAAAAGAGAGGACAGAAAGCAAAUAAAUUUCAAAUAAAUGGCAAAGAUAGUAAAGCUAAGGGGUAUCUGAAGGGACCGGGCAUGAAGGAUGUCUCUGAUGGUAAAGUCAUGAGUGGUGCCGUUGAACCAAAGGUCAAUAAUAUCAAUAAAGUCAUCCCUGGAAAUAUCAAGUCACUGGCUGGGAAGGAAUCUGCUGUGAAGCCGUUUGUUAACGGCGACAUCAUUAUGGAAGAGUUCAGUGAACAAAACACUUCAGAAACCAACUCGUAUUCACUGAGUUCUUCAGAUGCCAAAGGUAAUCACCAAGAUGGCCUCCAUACCCUACCAUCCACCAAAGACUCUGCCAGUACCCAGGUAAUCAUACCCCCAGCCCCUUGUCCAGAUCGGAACUCACUUAAUCAGGUAGAAGAUAUGGAAACUGAAGGUCCAGAGGUUAAGAAAGUUACCCCGUCUCCCAUUACUACUGGAGAGGACUCUAACCUCGGUAAAGACGUCAUGGAUGAAAACGGUCUACCUUCCAGCAAAGAUGAGAAUGUCAAUGGAGAAUCCCAAAGAAAGACGGUCAUCACAGAAGUCACCACAAUGACAUCCACUGUUGCCACAGAAUCAAAAACUGUCAUUAAGGUAGCAAAAGGGGACAAGCAAACUGUGGUUUCUUCCACAGAAAACUGUGCCAGAUCCACUGUCACAACUACCACCACCACUGUGACAAAGCUCUCCACACCGUCCCCAGACAGCGAUGUGGAUACCGUCUCUGUAAAGGAGCAGAGUAAAACCGUGGUCACCACAACAGUGACAGACUCCCUGAGCACUGCAGGAAGCACACUGGUGACGUCUAUGACAGUGAGCAGAGAAUACUCCACAAGAGACCGAGUAAAGCUCAUGAAGUUCUCAAGACCCAAGAAGACCCGUUCAGGGACAGCCCUGCCGUCCUAUAGGAAGUUCGUUACCAAGAGCAGCAAAAAGAGCAUAUUCGUGUUGCCUAAUGAUGACUUGAAAAAGCUGGCCAGAAAAGGAGGCAUCCGGGAAGUCCCGUGCUUUAAUUAUAAUGCAAAGCCCGCCUUGGAUAUCUGGCCAUACCCUUCUCCCAGACCAACCUUUGGCAUCACGUGGAGGUAUAGACUUCAAACGGUAAAGUCCUUAGCAGGAGUGAGCCUGAUGCUACGGUUACUGUGGGCCAGUUUGAGAUGGGAUGACAUGGCAGCCAAGGCUCCGCCAGGAGGAGGGUCUACACGGACAGAAACAUCUGAAACUGAAAUCACCACCACAGAGAUAAUUAAGAGGCGCGACGUGGGUCCCUAUGGCAUCCGGUCUGAGUAUUGUAUCAGGAAGAUCAUUUGCCCCAUUGGAGUUCCAGAAGCACCAAAAGAAACACCCACACCUCAGCGGAAAGGCCUUCGAUCAAGUGCCCUGCGGCCAAAGAGACCGGAGACACCCAAGCAAACAGGCCCUGUCGUCAUUGAAAGCUGGGUGGCCGAGGAGGAGCUGGAGCUCUGGGAGAUCAGGGCUUUUGCUGAGAGAGUGGAGAAAGAAAAGGCUCAAGCCGUGGAGCAGCAGACGAAGAAACGUUUGGAGCAGCAGAAGCCUGCAGUCAUCGCAGCGUCUACCACGUCCCCAACAAACAGCACAAGCAGCACUGUCUCUCCAGCUCAGAAGGUGAUGGUGGCUCCCUUAAGUGGCUCGGUCACCCCUGGAACAAAGAUGGUGCUGGCCACAAAAGUUGGCUCUCCUGCCACAGUCACAUUCCAGCAAAACAAGAACUUCCACCAGACUUUUGCCACAUGGGUGAAGCAAGGCCAGUCCAACUCAGGUGUGGUCCAGGUACAGCAGAAGGUCCUGGGUAUCAUUCCAUCGACCGCAGGUCCAAGCCAGCAAACCUUUACUUCAUUCCAGCCCAGGACUGCAACCGUCACAAUUAGGCCCAAUACCUCAGCCUCCGCGGGAACCACUACCACUUCACAGGUGAUCACAGGGCCUCAGAUCCGCCCUGGCAUGACUGUGAUUAGAGCGCCACUCCAGCAGCCAGCACUAGGGAAGGCGGUCAUCCGAACACCAGUGACGAUGCAGCCAGGUGCACCCCAACAAGUGGUCACUCAAAUCAUCCGGGGACAGCCUGUUUCCACUGCCAUUUCUGCUUCCAGUACGGCUUCUUCAGCACCUGUGCAAAAGGGCUUAACUCCAGGAGCAGCGGCUGGCACUCUGCAGCCUUCAGCCCCACACAGCCCUCGUCCUCAGCAAGGGCAAGUGAAGCUCACCAUGGCUCAGCUCACCCAGUUAACGCAGGGCCACGGCGGCAACCAAGGUUUGACAGUAGUGAUUCAAGGACAAGGUCAGACUACUGGACAGUUGCAGCUGAUACCUCAGGGGAUGACGGUCCUCCCAGGGCCAGGGCAGCAGCUCAUGCAGGCCGCGAUGCCGAAUGGCACCGUUCAGCGUUUCCUCUUUACCCCACUGUCAACACCAGUCACGGCCGUCAGCAGCAGCAGCAGCAGCAGCAGCACUAAUGCAACAGCUACAGGCUCAGGUGAACAAAAACAGAGUAAAUUAUCUCCCCAGACCCAGGUACAACCAGCCACAACCCUGGCACCAACUCAGUCAUCAAGUGUGAGUCCUGCAGAAGCCCAGCCACAGCCUGCUCAGCCUGCAGCACAGCCCCAGCCCCAGCCCCAGCCCCCAGCUCAGCCUGAAGUCCAGACCCAGCCAGCUGCCUCGUCCCAUGUCCCUUCUGAAACACAGCCCUCCCAAGCACAGUCAUCUAAACCCCUGGUUGCAACACAGUGUCAGCCUCAGAGCAGUGUACAAGGACAGUCUCCAGUUCGUGUCCAGAGCCCACCACUGACUCGAAUACGUCCAUCAACUCCAUCCCAAGUGACUCCUGGACAGCAACCCCAGGUUCAGACUACAGCCUCACAGCCGAUUCCAAUUCCGCCCCCCACAUCUCUGCAGGCACCUUCCCAAGGCCAGCCACAGUCACAGCCCCAGGUACAGUCUUCAACUCAAACUCUUUCAUCAGGACAGACAUUAAAUCAGGUUACUGUUCCAUCCCCAUCCCGUCCUCAGCCACAAACACAGCAGCCACAGCCCCAAGUCAUCGCUGUGCCUCAGCUCCAGCAAGUCCAGGUUCUCUCUCAGAUCCAGUCGCAGGUUGUGGCUCAGAUACAGGCUCAGCAAGGUGGUGCGCCCCAGCAGAUCAAACUGCAGUUGCCCGUUCACGUUCAGCAGAACAGUGCUGCGCAGGCCCAGCACGCUCAGAGUGUGCUCACAGUGCAGGCAGCCAGUGUGCGAGAGCAGUUGCAAAGGGUUCAGCAACUCAGGGAUCAGCAGCAGAAGAAGAAGCAGCAGAUAGAAAUGGAGCGUGAGCACACCCUCCAAGCUUCUAACCAAAGUGAAAUCAUUCAGAAACAGGUGGUGAUGAAGCAUAACGCUGUGAUAGAGCAUUUAAAACAGAAAAAGACCAUGACUCCAGCGGAAAGAGAAGAAAAUCAAAGAAUGAUUGUCUGUAACCAGGUGAUGAAGUAUAUUCUGGAUAAGAUAGAUAAAGAAGAAAAGCAGGCGGCCAAGAAGCGCAAGCGGGAGGAGAGUGUGGAGCAGAAGCGGAGCAAACAGAAUGCCAGCAAGCUCUCUGCUCUGCUGUUCAAACACAAGGAGCAGCUCAAGGCCGAGAUCCUGAAAAAGAGAGCGCUCCUGGACAAAGAGCUACAGAUGCAAGUGCAGGAAGAGCUGAAGAGAGACCUGAAAAUGAAACGAGAGAGAGAGAUGGCACAGGUGGUACAGGCCAAUGCUGCCGCAGGGCCCACACCCUCAGUGCCAGCACCAGUGCCAGCACCAGCACCAGCACCGGCAGCCCCUCCAGCUCCUCCUUCUCCGCCUCCCUCCACACACAGUCUGCCACCUGCAGGCCACCCCACUGCCCCACUGCCUGUCACUUCCCAGAAGAGGAAGCGAGAGGAGGAGAAGGACUCUAAGUCCAAGAAGAAGAAGAUGAUCUCCACCACCUCAAAGGAGGCCAAGAAGGAUACCAGGCUAUACUGCAUCUGCAAGACGCCAUACGAUGAGUCCAAGUUCUAUAUUGGCUGUGACCUUUGUACUAACUGGUAUCAUGGAGACUGUGUUGGCAUCACAGAGAAGGAGGCUAAGAAAAUGGAUGUGUACAUCUGUAAUGAUUGUAAGCGGGCACAAGAGGGCAGCAGUGAGGAAUUGUACUGUAUCUGCAGGACACCUUAUGAUGAGUCACAAUUUUAUAUCGGCUGUGACCGGUGUCAGAAUUGGUUCCAUGGGCGCUGUGUUGGCAUUCUGCAAAGUGAGGCAGAGCUCAUCGACGAGUAUGUCUGUCCACAGUGCCAGUCAACAGAGGACGCCAUGACAGUGCUCACACCACUCACAGAGAAGGAUUAUGAGGGCUUGAAGAGGGUGCUGCGCUCCUUACAGGCCCAUAAGAUGGCGUGGCCUUUCCUUGAACCGGUAGAUCCCAAUGAUGCACCAGAUUAUUAUGGUGUUAUUAAAGAGCCAAUGGACCUUGCCACCAUGGAAGAAAGAAUACAAAAACGGUAUUAUGAAAAGCUGACAGAGUUCGUGGCAGAUAUGACCAAAAUUUUUGAUAACUGCCGUUACUACAAUCCCAGUGAUUCCCCUUUUUACCAGUGUGCAGAAGUUCUUGAAUCAUUCUUUGUACAGAAACUAAAAGGAUUCAAGGCCAGCAGGUCUCAUAACAACAAGCUGCAGUCUACAGCUCCUUAGGACUCAGCGUGUCACCUAAGCUAGACACAGCAAGUCUGGCGCUCUGAACUAUUUAAAUUAAAGCGCCAGAUGUUUUCAGUCAGGCUACCCUGACAAGACUUGACCGUAGCCUCCUUCAUAUUGGUCACAACAGUCCAGUUGUGUUCUUGGCCAAUUUUGUCCAACGGACAAAGGAAAAGCAAAGUCAACGGCACCGUUGUCUUGUCGAGAGCAAAUGGCUUUACUGUUGUGGCAGAAGCAGGAAGCUUUGUUUAUUGAAAAAAAAAAAAAAAGAAAAAGCAAGAAAAAAAAAGAUACUAUGGGGUCAAAUGUAACCCCGUGGGAUGCCACAUCUGCUCUUCAGUGAAGAAGCUGUUUAGAGUCUCACAGAAAACUUUCUGACUGUAUUUAUUUAUUGUUGCAAAAAAGACGCUUUUUUAUUGCUGCCCUCAUUUGUCAGCUAAUUAUUUUUUCUUAUAAAAAUCCAGCCCUGGUUCCGUGUAUCCACCCUAUGUCCUAUCAUGAUUCCAUAGGUGAAGUCCAAGGCGACCUCUAGGUGUCUUUUCUUUCUAUGAAAGGAGCUGCUAUGGACACACGUGCACACACAACUGGGAAUCAGCAAUGAGCUUAUUGGUCACGGGAGACACAAAUGAAGCUUGCAGGAAGGUUGGGCUAAGUGGUCCUGGACUUGAGACUCCGUUGCCUUGAAUACACCAGUACAAAUUGUCAUUUACUCCGCACCAGGCUAAAUGAGCAAAAUCUAUUUGAAGGUAUCUUGUUUGUAAACAUUUGUCAGAUUCUAAUUUUUUUCUUUUUGUAUUAAAAUUCAACUAUGGAUGUAUAUGAAUCGAAAUAAAUGGAGAUAAUUUUUCUCCCACAGACAGAGGUCUCUUUGAAUGUGCGCUAUGAUUCCCUGUAAGCCUUUGUGGGGACAGGGGAAGGGGUGGACCAGGAAUGACAGGCAGACCUGGAUUUUUCCAGAAUAGCAGAGGCCCUUCCUUUCCUAAGUCCCUUGUCACCACAUCAGAGGAAAUCUCUAGGGAGCUGGCCCCCUGCAUCACUUGGUCAUACCUGUAGUAACCGGAGUAUGCCACGGAACAAGUUGCCUUCAUCCCCCCUUCUGUAAUUAUAGGCAAAUUCCCAGUCACAGGCAGCUCCCUGUGUGGGAUGAAGGGUGUUUGCUGGCUGGGUUCCUUUGGGUUCUGUUUGUUGCAGUAGAGCAGGGUAGAGGACAGAGCAGACAGGCUUACCCUGCAUGCUCCUCCUGCAAGUACUCUCCCCCUCCCCUGUGAGCUGCUUGCUGUGUUGUGAAAAACAGCGGGAAUUGGAUCAGGCGGCCUCGGGGAUGUUCUCCUAGAUUUUGCACUAGUCCCAUAUUAGCCUUGUCCUGCUGGGUUCUAGAAUCUACCUAGUUCUUGUUUUUCUUAAAAGUCUUCUCUGUGCUGUUUGGUGUCACCCUGCUAUGCAAAGCCUUCCACAGCCCUUAGUUUCUUCAAAGGAAACUGUGGCAACAGUUGCAGUUCUUUCUCAAGACAGGCUCAGGUGUACAGGUUCUGUCGAAGCCCUGCUCCUCCCUCUGUACAUAAAAUGUCACUUUAGCCUAUGCUUACAACUAAAGAGACUUAGCUGCUCAGUAUGGUCACAAAGAUUUUCUUAAGCUAUUAAGGUGGAAGUAGUUAAAUACAGGCUGUUCUGUCCUUUUAGUUUACAAAAGGACAAAUGUCCCAUGUUGUAAGCAUUGUGCUGAUGCAAGAAUUCUACAUCCUAAUGAUUUAAAGGGAUUCUGCAUCUCCCCGGCCCAGUAUUCCUGUCCUUACCAUCUAUUUAUAUAUCUAAGUAUAUAUGGGCUUAAUCACUUAAGCUUGUUCCAGCAAGAGCUUUCCUACCUGUAGGCAAUAGAUUGCUAUGUUUUUAACAAAUUGUAGCAAAUUCUAAAUAAUUUUUUUGUACGUGAUAGGACAUUUCAUCCUAAAAAAAUAAAGUAAUGUUUUUGACAUUGGAUUCUGUGCAGUUUCUAAUGAAACAAUGGUUGGUUGGUUCAAUGUUUGCUAUAUUUUCUGAAGCUGUUGGCAUUGCCAAGUUGUACAGAAAAAGGGGGGGGGGUGUGUGGAUUUCUGAGACCAGGAAGAUGUUAAUUUCUUAUUUGUGUAAUUAAUGGUAUAAAGACUUUUGCGAUUUCUAUCACCAUAUAAAGACAUUUUAUAAUUUUAUCAGACUAUAGAGUUUUAGUCUUUCAGAAGGAAUUUUUGGAAAACGUACAUUCUUAUUUCAAAAGCUGCUUUUCUACAAAUCUCAUUUGACAUACUUCUGCUACUCAAUAAAGGGUUCAGCUGUCUGCUUCGGCAGACCAAAUGGUCCGCUGAGCAUUUGUGAUGUGGCUAGGGUGUCUCUGCUCACCCUCUGUGCCUGUAAGUUGUACUUCUUUGCUUUGAUAGAUUUCUUUGGCUAAAAGUAUUUUUUAGCAUUUCCUGUGUCCAUCUCCAAACUCACAAUUUCCGGCCAUUUCUUAAGAGAUAUUUUCAUAAUAGCGCUAAAGCUUUUUUUUCUCCUGUGCAAAUUCUUCAGGGUUUGUAUUUACUGUGCUAUGCUAGGUCCAAGAAAUUGUGAUCCUUUGGAGAUGUUUUCUACAGUCAAAAUGACCUUUUUCUAUUUGGCGUGGCCUGGAGUGCUGUGUAGGGACCCUGACAAUGUGCUGCUGCUCUUUGUAACCUUCCCUCUUAAGAUCUGCAAAUAAAACUUCUUUCCCUGUCUCCGUC